Fusarium graminearum PH-1 is the source of this 345-nucleotide messenger RNA. RefSeq lists its product as uncharacterized. NCBI's taxonomy places the organism in Eukaryota, Fungi, Ascomycota, Sordariomycetes, Hypocreales, Nectriaceae. The transcript is spliced from 2 exons. Bases 1 to 345 code for a protein of 114 amino acids. The record is from RefSeq and is a predicted model, not a curated record.
AUGAGACUAGGCACAAUCAAUGGCUCUCCAGUACUCCGUACCUGCGUACUGACUGUACUUGCAGUAAAACGCCACUCGUCACUUACGGUGUCUGUUUCUCCACUUCUCACUUCUUCUCUCUCGAGUGAUUGUGACUGUUGUACCUUGAGAGGUCUUUGCCCCCUGAUCAGUUUCACAGGGGACCUGGGAUUGGAUUUGGGAUUGGGGGCGUGGGGUUAUCUUCCCACCGACCUUGCCCUGGCACCUUCAACACCAAAAAGCCCACAUCGACCCGUACGCUAUCUCCUCCACCCCCUGGAACUUGGGACAGACCGGGGGGCCCCUGAGCCGACAAAAGAAUCCUAG